Molecule: messenger RNA, 1328 nt
Organism: Lolium rigidum
Lineage: Eukaryota; Viridiplantae; Streptophyta; Magnoliopsida; Poales; Poaceae
Product: OVARIAN TUMOR DOMAIN-containing deubiquitinating enzyme 4-like
Exons: 7
Coding region: 260-1192 (310 amino acids)
Biological process (GO): protein deubiquitination; endoplasmic reticulum unfolded protein response
Cellular component (GO): cytosol; nucleus
Molecular function (GO): cysteine-type deubiquitinase activity
Source: RefSeq, a predicted model, not a curated record
CCGAGCUGUCCGCUUCCUCCCCCUCUUCCUCCUCCUGCCGCCAUUGUUCCGGCUCGAAGUAAAAUCCAGCUUUCGUCCGUUCUCCGCCUAGGCGCUUCUCCUUUCACCUCUCUCUCACUUCUCCCCACAACCCAAGGAAGAGGAAGGCAAACUCUAUAGACCUGACCGCCCCCGCCCCUUCCCGUUCGUCUCCGUCAUCGGGAAUUCUCUCUUCCUGGAAUUCGCUCAUUUCGGCGUAAUCUGAUACUAUCUGAACUGGAUGCGGAUCUAUUCACCUGCAAUCUGUUUGCGGCGAUCUGCCUCAAGUAACAUGUAUGCCCAUCCCAAUCAGUUUCAAGGAGGAGUCACACAGAGUAUGGCCAUAUGGAAGUGCUCCGGGCCGCAGUCAAGCCGUUCUCAUAUGACAUCGGGAUCAGCCAGUUUUUCUUUUAAUAAAAAUUUAAGACCUGCUGAACUGCAGAGUCUGAAGUACUUUGCUAGCUUAGUGGGCCGACGAUUGCGUUGCGGAUUAUCAACUAGAGAGGGCAGUCUAAGUGUAAAGCUCGACAUGCUUUCACGUGAAAGAAUUUCGGGUAUGAAUUGGAAUUGGAGAGGCAUGCAUCAAAAAUUAGGAGCUACAGCUGGUGGGCUUUGUUUCGGAUUUUCAGUUACUGGGACUGCAAAAGCUGAGAUGCCAGUUGACAGGAAUAUUAACUGUUCAGAAACAUCAGCAUCAUCUACUCAUGGGAAGAAAGUCUACACAGAUUAUUCUGUUACUGGCAUUCCAGGAGAUGGAAGAUGCUUAUUCCGUUCCGUGGUUCACGGUGCAUGUGUCCGGUCAGGGAAAGCUAUACCUAAUGAAGAUCUUCAGAGAAAGCUAGCUGAUGAAUUGAGGUCAAUGGUUGCCGAUGAAUUUGUCAGUAGACGGGAAGAGACUGAAUGGUUUGUUGAGGGCGAUUUCGAUACAUAUGUUUCUCAGAUUAGGCAGCCACAUGUGUGGGGUGGUGAGCCAGAACUGUUCAUGGCUUCACAUGUUCUUCAGAUGCCAAUAACCGUGUACAUGCGUGAUGAAGAUGGGGGUGGUUUAAUAAGUAUCGCUGAAUAUGGCCAAGAGUAUGGUAAAGAAGAUCCAGUACAACUUCUGUAUCAUGGUUUUGGCCAUUAUGAUUCCCUUCAGAUUCCAGCCAAUAGGGGUCCAGAGGCAAGAAUGUAGAAUUUUGGAGUUCCAGAUGUACAAGGCACUGUUGCAAAAACAUCGAUCUGUGGAUAGGAGAUGUCUUUGUCUAGGGACAUGCUCAUAGAAAAUGGUAAGAGAUGUAAGACAUUCAAUUCUCUGUUUGAAGCUGCCC